Oncorhynchus masou masou (cherry salmon) is the source of this 2503-nucleotide messenger RNA. RefSeq names its product liver-expressed antimicrobial peptide 2-like. The coding region runs from base 181 to 471 and encodes 96 amino acids. Gene Ontology annotation, biological process: defense response to bacterium; antimicrobial humoral immune response mediated by antimicrobial peptide. The record is from RefSeq and is a predicted model, not a curated record. The transcript has 3 exons. NCBI's taxonomy places the organism in Eukaryota, Metazoa, Chordata, Actinopteri, Salmoniformes, Salmonidae.
AGACACAGAGAGAGAGAAGGGGGACUAUAAAGGGGAAGGGACAAUCUGCUUCUUCAGAGAGAAGAGAGAUCCCACCAGAGCUCCAGUUACUGAGGACACAGUACAAUACGUGUUUUCAAAGUUCUGUCUAUCUACUCUACUUCUGUCUUUCUGUAUCAUCUGACUCUAAGCUACUCCAACAUGCAGGACCGUCAACACUACUUCAUGAUAGCCUUCACAUGGUUCCUGGUGUUUCUGGUGCUCAGUCCGCAGGCGUCGGCCAGCCCUGUUCCGUCUGUGGAUGCCCCGCCCAGCUCUGGGCAUCUCCAGCCUGAAGGUCAGAGGGCACUGAAGCGGAUGGCUCGUAUGACCCCGUUGUGGAGGACCAUGGGUACGAAACCCUACGGGGCGUACUGUCUUAACAACUAUGAGUGCUCCACUGGAAUCUGCAGGGGUGGCCACUGCAUGUUCAGCCAACCCAUCAAGUCCUAGAAGAGAAGACGGAGGAACGCUCCCAACAUUUUUCCCAAUCUGUUCUCCAUGGACAUACACUCCCUCUCCUCUACAUAGCCAAACAUGCAGACAUUAUGUGGCUUGACAUCUAUCUAUGCAAAACAACCUCUGUAUUCAUAAUGUAUAGCUGAAGUGUGAGAAGGGUUAACAUAUCUUAAAGGAAUGGUUAAGGUAUACAUAAAAUAUAUAGAUAUUCCUGAAGAUUUUGCUUAGGCAAAGGGGAUUGCUAUAUUUUACUCCAUCUUUCUGACUUUACCAAAGUACGUGGAUGACAUGCUGAGGGUCAGAUUUAGCCCAAUAUUACAGGCUAAAGCAUCUUUAACAAACCCCUCAUUGAGAUGUUCCUAAGAAUGUAUCGUCCUUUAGGAUUUUCCUUAGGCAAAAGGUUGGGUUACGUUCUUAGGAACAAUAAUUCCAGAAGGGUUCUUCCGGUGUCCUCGUAGGAGAACCUUUUCUGGUUCCAGGUAGAAAGGGUUCUCCUAUGAGGACAGCCAAAGAACCCUUCUGGGUUCUAGAUAACGCUUUUUUUGUUCUAAGAGUGAAGAUGUGAUAUUGAAUGCUAGCUUUUGGACCGUACCAAGGGGAACAGCAUGUAAAUGUGACAGACACAUGGAUUUUUGGUUAUAAGGUUUUCAAUAUUUCUACAAAUAUUUCAUACAGGGUGCUGGCCAGAGACAAAACAGUAGCUCGGCGCCUAAACAUAGUCAUUCAAAGUGCUUCACCAAAUGUUAACAGUCAACACACUCACAUUCAACGUAAUGGUGACUGUAUUCGCUUUGCCAUCGAGGAAUUUAUCCUCCAACUAUAUCUGUCAUGCAGUAUCUGUUCAAUCGGGUUAGAUGACGUGGCCUUUUUUAAAAAUCAGAAUCAGAUGGUGGUACAUGGUACAUGUAUCAUACUUUGAUCAUACUUGAUAGUGACGUGGAGAGAUAGGCAAUGUCAUACCGUCAGACUUUGGAACUUUGUGUUCCAGGUAAAAAAUAUACAACAAAAAAAGAGAGAGUGAAAAAGAGGGAAGGGAGAACAAGAGAAAGAGAGAGAGAAACCGUAGUGUCAUUGAACCAGAGGUAGAGGGGGAGAGAAAGAGAUAGAUAGAUAGAUAGAUAGAUAGAUAGAUAGAUAGAUAGAUAGAUAGAUAGAUAGAUAGAUAGAUAGAUAGAUAGAUAGAUAGAUAGAUAGAUAGAUAGAUAGAUAGAUAGAUAGAGAGUGAAAAAGGGGGAAGGGAGAACAAGAGAAAGAGAGAGAGAAACCGUAGUGUCAUUGAACCAGAGGUAGAGGGGGAGAGAAAGAGAUAGAUAGAUAGAUAGAUAGAUAGAUAGAUAGAUAGAUAGAUAGAUAGAUAGAUAGAUAGAUAGAUAGAUAGAGAGUGAAAAAGGGGGAAGGGAGAACAAGAGAAAGAGAGAGAGAAACCGUAGUGCCAUUGAACCAGAGGUAGAGGGGGAGAGAAAUAGAUAGAUAGAUAGAGAGUGAGAGUGAGAACAGACAUGGAGCAAUGGUUAUGUGUAAUGAUUGACCUCACCUUUGACCUCUCGGCCAGAUGUUUUAUGCAUAUAGAGAUGUACUAGAGAGCUUGUCUCCUGUCUUUGCAAUGGCCUUUGGUCCAAGUGCUCUCUAUCCAACUUCAUGUUUAUGCAUGCUCACUUUUUCUACUUUUUAUAUAUAGAAACAUAUUUAAAUCAUUUUCGUAUAUGUAUUUACUGUAUGUAUGUAAUUAAACAAGUAUUUAUAUCGUAGUCAGUAUUUUGUGAGAUUACAACUAGUCUCAAGGUUGGGAAUUACGUUUAAGCCUGUGGUCUGAUGAACAGCAUCAAAAUGAUAUAUUUUUUAUUAAGAUUUCUUAUUUAUACCAUUCGUUAUCAUUCGUACUCAUUUGAACAAAAUGUCAUUAAAAUAUCCUAUUCAUUGUAUUAUACUUCCUCAAACUACGUGGUUGCCAUAGAUACCAACGUAUAUCAAUCUCCUCUGGUCACAAAACAAUGUGCAAUACUAAAUAAAGAGUAUUCUUAAAUUA